AUGCAUUCAAUCCGCCCUCGAGUUUUGUUUCAAAGCUUGAAGGGCUUGAGUCGGAACAGCACAGCAUUGCCAGAUCGAAUCCAGUCCCCGUUACGGAUUGCAACCACCAACACAACAACCCGACUAACCCACCAGUCUGCCCGCAGUAUUGCAUCUGCAUCGCCGGAGAGGGCCUUCCAGGAGCGCGUGCAAGAGAUUUCUCAGGUCAGCAGUGACCCAUAUCCGCGCCUGGUCACAGAUGCACGCACUGUGAGCUGCGGCGAGUUUCGCACACGGUAUGGCCAACUGGGCAACAAUGAAUCAGUAGAGGAGCCGGUGGUGGUCUCUGCUGUUACUGGUAAACCACAUCGCACUGGCCGAGGCGAGCUCACGGUCGAUGCGACAGAGCUUCCUACGUUACUCGCGCCAUGUCUACACGAUAUCCCUCUUCGUGACAGUUCCCACGAGACUUCGCCCUAUCCUCGUCAUGUUCAGUUCUUGGCCAAUCCAUCGGUGGCACAGAUCAUUCGUGCGCGGUCGUCUUUGACACAGUACCUGCGCCAAUUCUUCGUGGACCGGUCGUUCAUGGAGGUCAAUACCCCCAUUAUAGGGGCCGAGGCCGGUGGUGCUAUUGCUCGGCCAUUCUCAACUUCGGCCACAGAGUUCCCGGAUCGUGAGCUGUCCUUGCGAAUUGCGCCGGAGCUGUGGCUGAAGCGGUUGGUCGUGGGGGGGGAUUCGACAAGGUCUUUGAGAUUGGCCCUUCUUUUCGCAAUGAAGUUCACGACUUGCGAAUUCUACCAGGCCUAUGCCAACCUGGAGGACUUGAUGCGCACCACCGAGGACCUUUUGUCGGGAAUGGCAUCCCAUAUUCAAGCCCUCAACGAAGAUGGCACCCUUAACCCAACGACUGCUAGCUUCGCCACGCCAUUCCGUCGCAUCGACUUCAUCGGCGGCAUUGAAGAACGUAUUCAGCGGAAACUCCCCGACCUCACCUCCCCCUCUGCCCUCGACGAGAUCCGCACUCUUUUCCACGACCUUUCCCUCCCCUUACCCGAAAACGCCACUCUCCCUCGCCUCCUCGACGAAUUGUGCAGCAUCUACGUCGAACCCGACUGCAUCGAUCCGACCUUCAUCAUCAAUCCCCCGGAAUGCCUCUCCCCGCUCUCCAAAUCCUUCACACACCCCGUUACAAAGCAAAUCGUCGCCGCACGCGGUGAACUCUUCAUCGAAGGGAAAGAAAUUGUAAAUACCUACGAAGAGGAGAACUCGCCAUUCGAGCAACGCCGCAAAUUCGAGGACCAGCUGCGCUUCGGCAAGGCCGUCGGAGAACCGGGCGAGGUGGAUGAGAAUUACCUCGAGGCCCUGGAAUGGGGACUCCCUUCCACCGGUGGCUGGGGAUGUGGCAUUGACCGACUCGCCAUGCUUUUCACAGGAGCCAAGCGUAUCGCUGAUGUGUUGCCAUUUGGCACUCUCCGUGCUGUCAGCCGUCGCACUGAGUAA
Penicillium waksmanii is the source of this 1479-nucleotide messenger RNA. RefSeq lists its product as uncharacterized. Gene Ontology annotation, molecular function: ATP binding; tRNA binding; lysine-tRNA ligase activity. NCBI's taxonomy places the organism in Eukaryota, Fungi, Ascomycota, Eurotiomycetes, Eurotiales, Aspergillaceae. Gene Ontology annotation, biological process: mitochondrial lysyl-tRNA aminoacylation. Gene Ontology annotation, cellular component: cytoplasm; mitochondrion. The transcript has 4 exons. The record is from RefSeq and is a predicted model, not a curated record. The coding region runs from base 1 to 1479 and encodes 492 amino acids.